CCACUAGACCAUGGGUGAGCUGCUGGACCGAAUUGAGGAGCGUAUGGACCAGAUCAACGCGGACUUGGAGAAGAAGGCGGAGGCGGAGAAGAAUCUAAGUGGCAUGGAGAAGUGCUGCGGCAUUUGCGUGCUGCCCUGGAAGAAGGAGAACAUCAAGAGCGACAAAGAGAACGCCUGGAUGUCCAAAGAUGAUGACAAGAUCGUGGCCAGCCAUCCGCAGCUUGUUGUCAACGAGCGGGAGUGCGGCGGAAUGGGUCCUUCACCGCAGACCGGCUAUAUGGCCAGGAUUACGAACGAUGCACGCGAGGUCGAGUUGGACGAUAACCUGGGGCAGAUGAAUUCGUUGCUGAGUAACAUGCGCAACAUCGCCCUGGAUAUGGACUCCGAGCUGGACAACCAGAAGGAGCGAUUGGACCGUAUCAACGCCAAGGGUGAUCCCAACAACAUUCGCAAGGACGGCGUCACCAAGCCCGUCAACAACCUGCUCAAGAGUUAAAUAUGCACAAAGGACAAUAUUGA
Drosophila rhopaloa is the source of this 519-nucleotide messenger RNA. Its product is annotated as synaptosomal-associated protein 25-like. Lineage: Eukaryota; Metazoa; Arthropoda; Insecta; Diptera; Drosophilidae. Gene Ontology annotation, biological process: exocytosis; synaptic vesicle fusion to presynaptic active zone membrane; synaptic vesicle priming. The record is from RefSeq and is a predicted model, not a curated record. Bases 11 to 496 code for a protein of 161 amino acids. Gene Ontology annotation, cellular component: SNARE complex; plasma membrane. The transcript has a single exon. Gene Ontology annotation, molecular function: syntaxin binding; SNAP receptor activity.